AAUCAUAAAUUGUUGGAAGCUAGCACAAAAAUCUUACAUUCAAUUUUCACAUUUUGGAUAAUCACUUUUACAACGGGAUCCUGUAUUGCACAAACCAAACGCAACUGAAUUAAAGCGACAGAUUAGAGAGUAAAUCCGAAGAAAAGACUAACAAUUCUUUCUGGGUAAAGUAGAGAGUGGAUCAGAUCCAAUCCAACCUAAGGAGUUCGGAGAGAGAAAGAUUGGGAAAAAGAUGGAGAAGAUGAGCCAUGCGUUUGAGAAGAUGAAAAUGCUGGUGGGGAUGGAGGGGGAAGAUUACCACCAACAGCCUGCAAUAGAAGACGGAAACUCAUUCUCUUUUAUGGACGACUUCAAUAGCCAUUGCACUUUGACCACCAAACAGAGGUUUUAUGGGUUUGCAAUAUGCUUUGUUGCUGGGUUAACUUGUACACUCCUGUCAAUCCUUGUUUUCUUCCAUCCAAUAAAGUUUGGAAUCACAUUUACAUUUGGCAAUUUGCUUUCACUUGGAAGCACAGCAUUCCUCAUUGGCCCAAAAAGGCAGGUGUCAAUGAUGUUUGAUCCUGUUCGUAUAUAUGCAACAGCUAUAUACCUUGCAAGUAUGAUUAUAGCUCUGUUUUGUGCUUUCUAUGUUCAUAACAAACUAUUGACACUUUUGGCCAUCAUUUUAGAAUUCGGUGCACUAAUUUGGUAUACCUUGAGCUACAUCCCUUUCGCCAGGUCCAUGGUUUCAAAGAUCAUGCUUUCAUGUUUUGACACUGAAUUUUAAUCUGAUUUCCGAGAUGAUCUUGGAUGAAUCUGCUCUUGGACUUUCCUGUAUAUACAAAGAGGGGAGGUUAGUCCAUAUCCAUAAAACUGAAACAUGAGAUAUGAGAUAUGACUAGGUAUGACUAGUAAAUCUCAAAGACGAAUUUUCCUUGCAAAAUCCCUUCUGCUGCUCUUGAUUUUCUUAGAUAUGAGAAGAGAUGUUGCUCUGAUUAUUGAAAUGAGAACUCGGGUUGAGUAACUUUUUUUGGGUUUGUCAUUUAUGUAAUUUUAAGCAAUUUAGAGUGAUGCAGAUUAUUCUCUCUGGUUUGAAGGAGAAGGUAAGGCACUGAUUUGUUAACCUAUGCUGAUCACCUGUCCAAUUUUAUUUCCAACUAUAGCUCCUAAUCGAAAAUUGCUAUUACUAGCAGGAGCGCAGAUUAUAAAUUUGGAUCUGAAUUUAACUUGAAAGGUUUUUUUAAAUCCUUUCAAGCAUCCAUGCCGUGGAAUUGGAAGGUACUAACCACUAACAGCUAGCGACUGUAGUAAUUGUGGUGACAACUACUGACCUUAGAGUAGCUGCGAAAUGAUAUUCUUUAUUGCUC
Molecule: messenger RNA, 1346 nt
Organism: Durio zibethinus
Lineage: Eukaryota; Viridiplantae; Streptophyta; Magnoliopsida; Malvales; Malvaceae
Biological process (GO): vesicle-mediated transport
Cellular component (GO): membrane
Source: RefSeq, a predicted model, not a curated record